This is a messenger RNA of Agrilus planipennis (emerald ash borer), 495 nucleotides long. RefSeq names its product keratin-associated protein 19-2-like. Bases 64 to 396 code for a protein of 110 amino acids. Lineage: Eukaryota; Metazoa; Arthropoda; Insecta; Coleoptera; Buprestidae. The record is from RefSeq and is a predicted model, not a curated record. The transcript has 2 exons.
AUCUCAGUUGGCUUAGAAGAGCCUUGCAUAAAAAACGCUUUAUAAAUAUUGUUGUUUGUGAAUAUGAAUACGUUAGCAAAGUUGUUCACACUUGUUUUCGCAUUACUUGUGAGCUACGUGAGUGCAGCUCCAAAACCGAUACAUUAUAAGGGUGGUUAUGGAUAUCCAGGGUUUGGGUACGGUGGAGGUUAUCCGGGAUAUGGAUAUGGAGGUUAUCCGGGACAUGGACACGGAGGUUAUCCAGGAUAUGGUCAUGGAGGUUAUCCGGGUUACGGGCAUGGGGGCGGCUUUGGUGGUGGUUACGGGGGCGGAUAUGGUGGUGGUUACGGGGGCGGAUUUGGCGGAGGAUAUGGAGGCGGAUUCGGUGGAGGUUUUGGAGGAGGAUUUGGCAAAUAGACAAAAUAUAUAAUAGUUUCUGUAUGAAAUGUGAUGUGUAAUCAAAAUUUAUUUAUAAAACGUUUCCUUUUUUUACAAUAAAUAAAUAUAUUAAGUAAG